AUGGCAGAGACAGCAGAGGAUGAUCUUCGCGCUUUCAAGUUCGAGCGGAUUCUUAACCAAGACACCGGCCGCAAAACCCUCAACCUCCUAGGAACAAUCAAAGGACUCCCAGCAAUCAUAACAGCCGAAAAGACAGCCUUCAACACCACCUCACCCUCAACCUUCGCCUCCCCAGAAGAAGGUCUUCUCUCUCUAAACCUUCUCCAAAAGAAUGAUAUCUACCAUUGGUUCAUGGGUACGAUCUCACAAUCUGCAACAUCCAAUGCUGCUGCAAAAGUCAAUUUGAUAUACCCUUGUACGGACGUACAUAUCAAAAAGUAUUCAGCUCAGCAGCUUCACAUGGUGGUCGAAACCCCCGAGAUUUAUGAAAAAUAUGUGAAGAAGUAUAUUGUACAGAAAACCGAGGGGGGUAGGUUGAAUUGGGUUUAUAAUAUUCUUGAUCAUAAGGCGGAGAGUGAGAAGAUUGUGUAUGAGGAUGAGGAUAAGGAGGUGGGGUUUAUAUUGUUACCGGAUUUAAAAUGGGACCUCGUAACCAUGACCUCCCUCUACCUUUCAGUAAUCGUCCACCGCACCGACAUCCGAUCAAUCCGCGACUUCACACCGGCACACAUUCCAUUCCUAAGUUCUCUCCGUCAUAAAGUCCUUACCGCCGUCUCCUCAAAAUACUCCCUCCCGGGAGAUCUUCUCAAAAUCUACGUCCACUAUCAACCAUCAUACUACCAUUUCCACGUUCACGUUGUUCAUAUUUCACAUGAUAUGGGUGCCUCCGCCACAGUUGGGAAAGCGAUCUUAUUGGAUGAAGUAAUACAAGUUUUGAAACUUAUGGAAAAACUUCCGAGUUCAGCUGGAUCUGGAUCUGGAUCUGAGAUUGUCGGAUAUAAAGAUCUUGAAAUGACGUAUGUUCUUGGAGAGGAACAUGAUUUAUGGAAGAAAAUUUUCGAACCAUUGGGGAAAGGGGAGGAACCGAGUAUCUAG
This is a messenger RNA of Orbilia oligospora ATCC 24927, 975 nucleotides long. RefSeq lists its product as uncharacterized. Lineage: Eukaryota; Fungi; Ascomycota; Orbiliomycetes; Orbiliales; Orbiliaceae. Gene Ontology annotation, cellular component: P-body; nucleus. Gene Ontology annotation, molecular function: hydrolase activity; RNA 7-methylguanosine cap binding. Gene Ontology annotation, biological process: deadenylation-dependent decapping of nuclear-transcribed mRNA. The record is from RefSeq and is a predicted model, not a curated record. The transcript has 3 exons. The coding region runs from base 1 to 975 and encodes 324 amino acids.